Messenger RNA from Mytilus trossulus (common blue mussel), 630 nucleotides. Its product is annotated as metalloproteinase inhibitor 3-like. NCBI's taxonomy places the organism in Eukaryota, Metazoa, Mollusca, Bivalvia, Mytilida, Mytilidae. The record is from RefSeq and is a predicted model, not a curated record. The coding region runs from base 1 to 630 and encodes 209 amino acids. The transcript is spliced from 5 exons. Gene Ontology annotation, molecular function: metalloendopeptidase inhibitor activity; protein binding.
AUGAACCGUUUAAUGUUAUUAGUGAAAACCUUACUACUAGUUGUAACAUGGACGGCAAACGGUGCAAAUGGAUGUUCCUGUUUUCCUCAACAUCCACAGAGUCAGUUUUGUGGUGCUGAUUUUGUUUUCUAUGGUAAAGUGUUGAAAGAACAAGUCAAGAAAGGCCCACCUGGAGAUAUUUAUGAUAAUGAAACAGGCCUUCACACCCGUGUUGACGGAGAAGUUAUUGUCCAGUCUCCAGGAAAUGGUGCUUUGUGCGGGAUGACCCUUCAAGUCGACCAACAGUAUGUUAUCAUGGGUCAUAGAGAUGGAAGGAAAAAGAUGAUAAGAUCAUGUGACUUUGUAAAGAAAACAAGUAGUUUGUCAUUUGAGCAAAUGUUUUACAUAUUUACCACUGGUUCAUAUUCAUACUUGAAAAACUGCAAGGAUGAAUGCAAUGACAUAAGCGAUAGUUCUAGAGGAUGCCACUUAUCACAUGACAACUUUUUUGCAAUUGAUUGUUUAUCUGGGUCAGCUUUAUGCCGUAAGGAGAAAAACGUUUGUAAAUGGUAUAAUGAUGAGAACUGUCCAUCAGUAACAUUCCGGCCAAACAACCCAACAACAACCACGCGAUCAAUCAUACGUAGUUAG